GAUUACAGUUGGGAAUAGAAAAGUGCACUACCUCCCAUAUUACCUUCCUUGCCCGGAAAUCUUCUCCAUGAAACUCCAAUAUACAGAAGAGAAGUUAAUCCAGCUUUUCCCCCAAUUAUUUUAUCAGCAACCAAGAGUGCUGGCUCCAAAGCGUCAGGAUGUGCUGACAGUCACACCAUGGCUGGCCCCCAUCAUCUGGGAAGGAACCUUCAAUUCUGAGAUACUAGACAGUGCCUACAGGCCACUGAAUCUCACCAUAGGGGUGACAGCCUUUGCCGUUGGAAAAUACACAAGGUUUGUGGGCCGCUUCUUGGAGUCAGCAGAGAAACAUUUCAUGAAAGGCUAUCGGGUGAACUAUUAUAUCUUCACUGACAACCCUGAGACAAUUCCCAACGUCCAGCUGCAACCUGGACGAAGGUUUGUUAUUGUCCCCAUCAAGAAAUACCCCAGCUGGCAAGAGAUCUCCAUGCGCAGGAUGGAGGCCAUAAACAAGCACAUAGCAGAGACGAGCCAUCGGGAGGUAGACUACCUCUUCUGCCUGGACAUUGACAUGGUGUUCUACGAUGCCUGGGGGCCUGAGACCCUGGGUGAUAUAGUGGCAGCCAUACACCCUGGCUAUUUCCAUGUCCCUCGAAGCCAGUUCCCUUACGAGAGGAGGAGCUCUUCAGCAGCCUACAUCCCUGAUGGAGAGGGGGACUUCUACUAUGGAGGAGCCGUGUUUGGAGGGCUGGUCAAGAAGGUCUAUGAGUUCACCAAGACUUGCCACAUGACCAUCCUGACGGACAAAGCCAAUGGGAUUAUGGCAGCCUGGCAGGAAGAAAGCCAUCUCAACAGGCAAUUCCUCUCCCACAAACCCUCCAAGGUGCUUUCUCCAGAGUAUUUAUGGGAUGACAGGAAGCCAAAGCCCCCUGAAAUUCACCUCAUCCGUUUUUCCACAGUGGAUAAAAACUACAAAGAGAUACGAGAUUGACCAUCUGAUCCCUGCAGAGAUGUCCUCCACACAGUCAAACCCACUGA
Pelecanus crispus (Dalmatian pelican) is the source of this 1017-nucleotide messenger RNA. Lineage: Eukaryota; Metazoa; Chordata; Aves; Pelecaniformes; Pelecanidae. The record is from RefSeq and is a predicted model, not a curated record.